Messenger RNA from Xenopus laevis (African clawed frog), 5176 nucleotides. It is a transcript of the gene mib2.L, whose product is annotated as MIB E3 ubiquitin protein ligase 2 L homeolog. Gene Ontology annotation, cellular component: cytoplasm. Gene Ontology annotation, biological process: ubiquitin-dependent protein catabolic process; protein ubiquitination. The record is from RefSeq and is a predicted model, not a curated record. Gene Ontology annotation, molecular function: ubiquitin-protein transferase activity; metal ion binding; ubiquitin protein ligase activity. NCBI's taxonomy places the organism in Eukaryota, Metazoa, Chordata, Amphibia, Anura, Pipidae. The transcript has 19 exons. Bases 576 to 3431 code for a protein of 951 amino acids.
AUAGCGGAGAUUGUGGGUAGUGUAGUUUUCUCCUUCAUUGCACACAUCACUUGGCUUAAAGAUCCCGUGUUUUGUUGGGGCAGGUAAUAGUGGGGGCCAUUUAGCAGAGCCCGUGGCAUUUCUCUUACUAACAGCCCUGUGGUUACAUAGUAAUACUUCCGAGGGAAGCUUCUUAUGUGGCUACAUGGAGCACUGCAGAUAGCACUAGAGGGAGCUGCUCCUCCGCUCUGCGCGCCUAAUCCUGUUUUGUAUAUGGGGAAUUCUGGGUAGUGUAGUUCUGUCCUUCGUUACAGAUUAGCUUCUCUGUGUCUCUGCCAACUACAACUCCCAGAUGUCCUUGCUGUAUUAGCUUAGCCGUCCCAUCUGUCAGGAAAAAAAAGGAGCAAGCUGGAAAAGCAGGCACAACUGCUCUGCCUUUAAACACAAGGGAUGCAUAUCUGCCAGGGGUCUGUUACGCAUAAGGAAAUAAGGGCUAGAUAAUCCUGGCUGCUUUAUUGUUGACAUCAAACCUCCAGGCUCUCUACUCCAUCAGGAAUUCUCUUCAAUGCCUGCAGCAGUUCAGUAACUAAGGUGAAAUGGACAGCGACACCUCAGAAGCAAUGCAAGUGGGAAUGCGCGUGGUGAGAGGAGUAGACUGGAAAUGGUCUAACCAGGACAAUGGUGAAGGCAGCAUGGGCACAGUGGUAGAGAUCGGACGUCAAGGAAGCCCUACCACUCCCGAUAAAACAGUAGUUGUUCAAUGGGAUCAUGGCACCAGAACUAAUUAUCGAACUGGUUUCCAGGGAGCGUAUGACCUUCUGCUGUAUGAUAAUGCUCAGACAGGUGUCCGCCAUCCCAACAUCAUCUGCGACUGCUGCAAGAAGCAUGGAAUCCGCGGCAUGCGAUGGAAGUGCAAGGUCUGUUUUGACUAUGAUUUGUGCACACAGUGCUACAUGAACAACAAGCACGAUUUGUCCCAUAUCUUCGAGAGAUACGAGACUGCCCAUUCCCGACCAGUCAUACUGAGCACACGACAGGGUUUACCACGGAUUGUGCUAAAAGGAAUCUUCCAAGGUGCAAAAGUGGUGCGUGGUCCUGACUGGGAAUGGGGAAACCAAGAUGGUGGCGAAGGUAAAGUUGGCAGAGUCGUUGAUAUACGAGGAUGGGAUGUAGAGACUGGCCGCAGUGUGGCGAGUGUAACAUGGGCUGAUGGUACCACUAAUGUGUACAGAGUUGGCCACAAAGGAAAGGUGGAUCUUAAGUGCAUUACUGAUGCUCCAGGAGGACAUUUUUACAAGGAUCAUUUGCCCAAGCUUGGUAAACCUGCUGAGCUGCAAAGAAAGGAGAGUUCAGAAAGGCACCCGUUUCAGCAUGGAGACAAAGUGAAAUGUCUUUUAGAUGUUGAGAUCUUACGAGAGAUGCAAGAAGGACAUGGGGGAUGGAACCCUAAAAUGGCAGAGUUUAUAGGUCAGACUGGAACAGUACACAGGAUUACAGAGCGAGGUGAUGUCAGAGUUCAGUACAACAGUGAGACACGAUGGACCUUUCAUCCCGGGGCUCUAACAAAGCAAAACAGUUUUUGGGUUGGUGAUGUUGUGCGUGUGAUGGAUAACAUGGAUGCAGUCAAGAAGCUUCAAGUUGGUCAUGGGGAGUGGACAGAUGAUAUGGUUUCUGCUCUGGGACAAAUUGGCAAGGUGAUCAAAGUUUUUGGGGAUGGAGACAUGCGAGUUUCUGUUGGAGGCCAAUCCUGGACCUUCAACCCUGCGUGCCUCACAUCAUAUCAGCGAGAUGAGGAUGCCAACCUCAUGACCACUGAAAAUGUCAAGGAGUCUAAAAAUACUCUGGUUUCCAUAUUAGAAAAGCUGCUUUCUCAGAAGACUGAUUGUGAAAGUCCCACGUCCUUGGUUAUUGAAGCAGCCCAGGGCAAUACAGCCAAAGUCAGGGAGAUGCUUCAGAAAUACCCUGACAAGGUGGAUAUUAAGAAUCAGGGCAGGACGGCUUUGCAGGUUGCCUCCCAUUUAGGCUAUAUGGAGGUGGUGAAGGUUUUGCUUCAAGCCAAUGCAAACAUUGACCUCAAGGAUGAUGAGGGAGACACUGCUUUGCAUUAUGCUGCUUAUGGAAAUCAGGCUGGAGUUGUAAGAGUUUUGCUAGCUAAAGGAACCAACGCAGAACUUCUGAACAAUGCCAAGUGUACAGCACUCUACAUUGCAGUUAACAAAGGGUUCACAGAGGUAGUUCAAGUCCUGUGCAACCCAAAUGGUGCCAUCAACAUGCAGGACUCAUUUGGGGACACCCCUCUGCAUUAUGCAAUCACAGCAGACUUUAGAAGCAUCAUUGAGAUCCUCACUGAAGUACCCAAUAUAGAUUUCACUGUGCAGAACAAUCAAGGGUUUAAUCUACUGCAUCACUCGACUCUUAAGGGAAAUGUCCUGGCUGUAAGAAAGAUUCUGGAAAGAGCACGACAGCUUGUAGACUCUAAAAAAGAAGAUGGGUUCACUGCCCUACAUCUUGCAACACUCAACAACCACCAGGAAGUAGUAGAGAUAUUGAUCAAAGAGGGCCGCUGUGAUGUCAAUCUCAGGAAUAACAGAAACCAGACCCCUCUGCAUUUGGCCGUCGCCCAGGGCCACAUUAGCUUGGUGCAUCUCUUGGUGACUGAGGGUGCAAACGUAAAUGCGGAGGAUGAGGAUGGCGAUACACCAAUGCACAUAGUAUUUGUUCGGCAACAUCUCAAAUCCCUUGAGUCUCAGCAAGAAGGCAGUGGGUCGUCGUUGCUCACUAAGUUGGAGGCCUCUGGGUUGCCGGGAAAUAUAGAGUUGAAUGUUGGAUCAGCUAUGGCUUGCUUUUUAGCUCUGUCUGGAGCUGACAUCAACUAUGCUAAUCACCGUGGGAAGUCCCCCCUUGACCUGAUCACAGAUGGAAGGAUAACACACCUUGUGAAAAACUUUGCGCAGAAAUUCAGAGAACAAGUGGAGUCAGACUCACCAGCCAUCAGCUGCAGCCUCCGCAGAGUGCACACUACACCCAAUACCAUGACCAACCUUAGCCCCUCUAGUGCCACCAGUCCUGGAGAGUGUUUAGUAUGCUCUGAGCUGGCAGUACUAAUCAGUUUCUUCCCUUGCCAGCAUAGCAUAGUAUGUGAAGAAUGUUCCAGACGAAUGAAGAAAUGCAUCAAAUGUCAAGUGUCUAUAUCAAAAAAGCUAAGGCAAGACAGCACUGAAGUUGAAUGCAGCCCCAGCUUAGAAUUAUCAGACCAAAAGAAAAUAAUGGAGGAGCUCCAGAAUCGAUACCGCCAAAUGGAGGAAAGGAUCACAUGUCCUAUUUGUAUCGAUAAUCACAUCAAGCUGGUGUUCCAGUGUGGACAUGGGUCUUGUACUGAAUGCAGCGCUUCCAUCACUGCCUGUCCCAUAUGCAGGCAGGUUAUCAAAGAGAGGAUACAGAUAUUUGUCUAAGUAGGAAAGUAAGUGCCGAGACAUAACUUUGGAUUCAGUAGACACAAGCAACAUGUCUAUGCCAAGCAUGGCUGUGUAUACCCUUUUCUUCAUGGCAAGACUUUCCGAAUGGGAAUAAAAGGGAUGCUUAUGAAAAAUGUGGCUGCUGUUUUUGUCUGAUACUGUACAAACAAAGUUGUAUUAUCUGCAGUGGAAGGGCUAAUCAAUACUAAUGCAGUCUUCCUGAAGGAGUUGAAUUUCAAGAGGGCCAAUUAAGCUCCAUUAAUCAUCUUGUUACUAAAAUGAGGAUUUCAUCUCUGCCCAAUCCCAACCUAACAUUUCAUUUGCUGAUUCUUCUCUUAUUUGUGUUUCUGCAAUACAACCUGAUCCACUGCCUUCCAAAUGUCCCUUUCAUACAGGUUCAUCAGGUCACAUGAAAUAGAGCAAUACAUAGAGUACGUCACAUUGAACUUACAGGACUGCCGUGUUUUAUAGUUUAACUAAUGACACGGUAGCGCAAGAGCAAGAAGAUUUAUUCAUAUUCGGUUUAAGAUCUUGGGUUGACCUAUAAAACUUGCCGUGGUUCUUGUUUAAAGGGGCACUAAUGCAUUUUGUUAAAGUGUUCAUAAAUUCACUGAAAUGUAUAGCUAUUUAUAUCUAUAUACCUAAAUUAUUCAUAUAUUAUAGAACGUGUAUACUCUUACUAUUCAUUUUUUGAAAAAAUUUUUGUUUUAGAGAAGGCAAAAUAUAGGAAAUGAUCAGUGACAUUUUACAGAUGUUUGUGGGGGGCCAUUCCCCUCCAUUUUCUUCUGUCCUCUCUGGCCAAUCGCUUCAGAGAGUGUUUCAAAGUGACCAAUUGUGAGCAAGAUGAGAAAUGUGCUAUUCUGCUCUACUUCAUCCAGUUGACAGAGAAGGGAAAGAGGAAACAUGGUUAGAAGUAUUUUCAUGGCAACUGAUUUUUCCAGUUUUACAAUUUAAAAAAAUCACUCGGAAACUAUAGUGUUGUAGAGAUUACUUAUAACAUAUUUAUUUGAAUGCAUUAGUGCCCCUUUAAGAAGCAAGAUUGUGGGAAUGACAGCUCUUUCUUACCAAGGUCUCCACCCAGGGACGCCCAUUUAUCAAAAGUCGAAUUUCGAAUUCAUGUGAUUUUUUUUAAUUCGAAUAUACUGACAAUUCAACUGGGAGGUUAUUUAAGAAAAAAUUUGAAUGUCUAAUAUUUGAUUUCAUGGUUGCGACCCGAAAAUUCUAAUCGUAUUCGAUUUGUAUUUAAUUCGUACGAACUGAGUUUUUCUCCGGGAAAAAAAACUCGAAUGGCAGGAAGGCUAUUAACAUCUCCAAAUGGCUCAACGGACCUCUGCCAUUGCUUGUAAAUGAACUCGACAGGUUUUAGGUGGCGAAUAUUCAAAUCAGGACUGUUCAUGAUUGAGGUGGGAUAAAUCUCGCAUUCGAAUUUAUAUUCAAAUAAGGGAAUUCAAGUUUGGAUGUGUGAAUUUUGACACUUGAAAAUUAGAAAUCGAAUUUGAUAUUGGACCCUUGAUAAAUCUGCCCAUUAGUGUUGGUGCGGGUAUGUAGAGAGAAUGUAGCACUUCUGCAGUCCCAACAGCAUCUUGUGUAGCACCUCGGGCCGCAGCUGGUUUACAGAGAUGCGCCAUCUUGAACUGGUGGUGGAUAGAGUUGCCUAGCAAAUCCAUCUUUGCUUAUUUUACUCUGUGUAUAAAGUGUGAAAUGUGUAUAGUGCCGAAAUAAAAGCAGUCUGAUUAAUAUUA